Penicillium canariense is the source of this 6429-nucleotide messenger RNA. Its product is annotated as type I polyketide synthase. Gene Ontology annotation, molecular function: 3-oxoacyl-[acyl-carrier-protein] synthase activity; fatty acid synthase activity; phosphopantetheine binding. The transcript is spliced from 2 exons. The record is from RefSeq and is a predicted model, not a curated record. Bases 1 to 6429 code for a protein of 2142 amino acids. Lineage: Eukaryota; Fungi; Ascomycota; Eurotiomycetes; Eurotiales; Aspergillaceae. Gene Ontology annotation, biological process: secondary metabolite biosynthetic process; fatty acid biosynthetic process.
AUGAUCGCAACCAAGUCUUCCGUUCUAUAUCUCUUUGGAGACCAAAUUGCCGAUGCUCUUCCAUGCCUCCAAGACCUCAGUCGAUGCGCCGCUAACUCGGACGGACUGCGUCGCUUCCUGCGCUCUUCAACGGAUAGUCUGCGCAAGGCGAUAUAUCAAGCAUCCUUCAGUGAGAGACAGAGAUUUCCUUCAUGGGAUUCUCUGACGGACCUUGCUACUGCCGUUGAAUGCGAUGCUGCCCAUUGCCCUGCGUUGAAGGCUGCCAUUUGCUGCGUCUCUCAACUGGGCCAUGUUAUCUUGUAUCUUGAACAGUUUCCGAGAGCCAUGGAAUUUGGCUCUUCAUCUACACCUGGCCACGAUGCCGUUCUGGGACUCUGUACCGGCUCAAUCGCAGCCUCUGUCUUUUCCUGCUCUCGAAACAUUACUGAGCUAGUCCGUAUCGCACAUCACGCAGUGGCCUUGGCCUUCCAGCUCGGGCUGGAAGCAUCUCGACGAUCAGAGUACAUUCAGCCCUCCACAAUCUCGAAGAUCAGGGGUAGCUGGGCUACUCUUGUGAGCAAUGUCUCGGUGGAAGAUGUUCGUAAGGCUGUGGCCUCAUUCAACGCUCAGAUGCCCUCAAAGUGUAGCCAAAAGGUGUAUAUCAGCGCACAAAGUGCAUCUUCAGUAACCAUUAGCGGUCCGCCAUCAUACACGAGAGAGCUGCUCCGGCAAGAGUCAGUCUUUCAAGGACGAAAGACGAUCCCGUUGCCAAUCGCCGCCGCCUUCCACGCAGAGCAUCUCAAUGCAGUACCCUGGAAGAAACUCACUCAGACCUGCAUCGAUGCGCUCUUUAAGACAUUCAGGCCAAACAUACCAUUGAUCUCACCGAGCUCCGGUCUGCCUUAUGCUGCCGAUAACCUCUCCGAGCUACUGAUCCAGGUCGUCGACGACAUUCUGCAACAGCCCAUUAUCUUUGAGAAAGCCGUCAAGGGGGUGGCAAGCCUGGCUAGCCCGUCGAUCUCACUCCUCUCCUUUGGCGCGAACAGCUCCAAUAAGACGAUCAUCACUUCUUUAAAAGCAAUGACCGGUAUUGAAGUGGACGACAAAAGCAUAGCGACUUUCAAAACACCCGCGGACGAGCCUGAUACCAAAAACGCCAUUGCAAUUGUCGGCAUGUCAGUACGUCUUCCAGGUAGUGAAACUCUCGAGGAGUUCUGGAAGGUGUUGGAGCAAGGACGGGAUCUCCAUGAAAAGAUCCGUGCAGACCGGUUCGAUGUUGACACGCAUUGUGACCCUACCGGCAAGAUCAAAAACACGACCUUGACUCCAUACGGAGUGUUCAUUGACCGACCAGGAUAUUUCGAUACGCGUCUGUUCAACAUGUCCCCUCGUGAAGCGGCCCAGACAGAUCCCCAGCAGCGAAUGCUGCUUCUGACGACAUAUGAGGCGCUGGAGAUGGCUGGAUACACGCCCAACGGCAGCCCUUCGACCAAUACUCGUCGAAUUGGCUCCUGGAUUGGUCAGACAAGUGACGACUGGCGAGAGGUCAAUGCUAGCCAGAAUGUCGACACCUACUUCAUCACAGGCGGUAUCCGCGCUUUUGGACCCGGUCGACUCAACUACCACUUCGGCUGGGAGGGGCCCAGCUACUCGUUAGACACGGCCUGCUCGUCAAGUGCUGCGGCCAUACAGCUAGCUUGCUCGGCGUUGCUUGCUCGCGAAUGCGACACAGCUGUGGGCGGAGGCGCCAAUUUGCUCACUGCGUCUGAUCUGUUCGCCGGUCUGAGCAGAGGAAGUUUCUUGUCUAAGACCGGUGGCUGCAAGACGUUCGACCAUGAUGCCGAUGGUUAUGUCCGAGCAGAUGCCGUGGGUGUUGUUGUGUUGAAGCGCUUGUCGGAUGCGGUGGCCGAGCGUGACAACAUCCUAGCUGUUAUUAGGGCGACCGCCACCAAUCAUUCCGCCGAGGCUGUCUCCAUCACUCAUCCCCACGCAGAGACCCAAGAGCGCUUGUUUAUGACAGUUUUGGACAAGGCCGGUGUCCUGCCUCACAAUGUCGACUAUGCUGAGCUGCACGGAACUGGCACCCAGGCGGGCGACGCGAUUGAGUCAAGAUCCGUGACAAAUGUCCUGGCACGCGGUCGGACUGCUUCCAAUCCCCUAUACAUUGGAACCGUCAAGCCCAACUUGGGCCACGGAGAAGCUGCCAGUGGAGUCACCUCGCUGAUCAAGGCGAUCAUGAUGCUGAGGAAGAACAUGAUUCCUCCGCACGUUGGCAUCAAAGGUCGCAUCAACCAGAAGUUGCCCCAAUUCGCCGAACUCAAUACUCACAUCUCGUUCGGGAAAACUCCCUUCUUUUCCAGAACAGUUGGCGACGGGAAGCGACGGAUCUUGAUCAACAACUUCGAUGCGGCUGGUGGAAACACUAGCAUGCUCAUAGAAGAUCCCCCUGCGCGGUCCACCUCCGCUGAUUCUCCCCUCCUUGAUCCCAGAAGCCACCAUAUAGUCGCGGUUUCCGCGAAGACCCCAACAUCAGCUAUCAACAACCUGCGUCAAUUGCUGGCUCACUUGAAGCAGAGCACCAAGCUCGGGGUCCGUCUACAAGAUAUUUCCUAUACAACGACCGCUCGCCGAAUGCACUACAAUGUUCGCUGUGCGCUUGUAGCCUCAUCAGUCGAUGAUCUUGUCGCCAAGCUGGAAAAACAGACCGCAGAUGGCUCACAGUGGGCCAAGCCUGCGAACAAUCGGCCAGUAGUCUUCACCUUCACUGGCCAAGGGUCGCUGCGUGCUGGCAUGGCAAAGGAUCUGUUCAUGACCCAGCCUAGCUUCCGCGGAACGAUUCUGGACUGUGAUAGGAUGUCAACUGCUCAUGGUUUCCCGUCGUUCUUGCCAAUAAUCAUUGAUCCUACAAUGAGUGCUAAGUCUGCAACCCCCGUUCAGGCUCAGUUGUCUAUUAUCGCUGUCGAGCUUGCCCUGGCGGAGUUGUGGCGAUCAAUGGGUGUGGUGCCCACUGCUGUGAUCGGUCAUAGCCUGGGAGAAUAUGCUGCCUUGUGCGUUGCAGGAGUCCUUUCCGUCAACGACUGUCUCUAUCUCGUCGGAGUCAGAGCCUCCCUCAUGUUGGAAAAGUGCCAAGCUGCCUCGCACUCCAUGCUGGCAGUCCAGGAGACCCAAGGCAACCUCGAGGACAUUCUGAGCAACAAUGACAACCUGUCUGGGUGCGAGAUUGCGUGCGUCAACGGACCAAUCUCCACCGUGGUCAGCGGCCCAAUUGAUCAAAUCGCUUCUCUACACGCGCUUCUACAGGCGGAGAAGAAGAAGUCUACUCACCUCGAGGUUGAAUACGCAUUCCACUCAGCUCAGAUGGAGCCCCUUCUCGACGACCUCGUGAGAUUUUCCAAGACCGUUCAUUUUGCGACGCCUUCUAUACCAUUCGCAUCUACCCAGUUGGGAACAGUAGUUACAACAGGCGACAUUAUUGACUCACAGUAUCUGAAACGCCAGACCCGCCAAAGAGUCCAAUUCACCCAGGCCGUGCAGGCGCUUGAGUCCCUGCACGCAGGUAAUAGAGCCUCGCCAGUCUGGAUAGAAAUCGGACCGAGUCCGCUUUGCCUGGGUAUGAUCCGCAACAUCGCAGGCAAGGACCAGGUUCUUCUGCCGUCCUUGAAACGAGACGAGGACGAUUGGAAGACCAUGACUCAAUCCAUUGCAUUGGCGUACGAUGCGGGUGUGAACAUCGACUGGAGGGAAGUGCAUCGUCCAUACGAGCAAGAUCUGCAUCUCCUUGAUCUGCCCAGCUAUGCGUUUGAUCUCAGGAACUACUGGUUGCAGUACGAGGGUGACUGGGCCAUUCGAAAGGGCGCCUCAUCUGAGACUAGCCAGGCACCGAUCAAGAGUUUGCCGCCUACCUUCUCCACAAGUGGACUUCAUCGCAUUGAGAGUCUUGUCCGCGAUGGCGAGACGGGCAUUUCGGUCACAUUUGCGUCCGAGGCAGCUGAACCUAAGUUGAACAAGGCAUUGCGAGGCCACCUUGUUAAUGGUGCUGGUCUGUGCCCUAGCUCAGUCUAUGCCGACAUGGCAUUCACGGCGGCUGGCUACAUCCAAAGCGUCUUGAAUCCGUCGGCGCCGGUUGCUCCCAUGGAUGUCCGAGACAUGGAAGUGCACAAGCCCCUUUUGAUUAAACCAGGCGCAACGAAGCAGAUCAUUCGGGUCACUGCCACAUUGGAGCCUUCCAGUCAUGCCAUCAUGGUGAAGUUCUCUUCUGAGGAUGGCGGCGCUCUCCAGGACCAUGCCCAUUGCCGUGUCCAUCGCGGCGAGGCUGACGUGUGGAAGUCCGAAUGGACCCGGACAAGCUACCUUGUCAAAUCCCGGAUGAGCCAGCUUAUUAAGGACUCAAGCAGUGGAUAUGUUCACAAAAUCCUACGACCGAUGGUAUACAAGCUGUUCGCUGCUCUAGUCGACUACGACGACAAGUACCAGGGCUUGCAGGAGGUCUACAUGGACAGCGAUCUCUUGGAGGCUACUGCCAAGGUCCGCUUCCGCACCACACCAGAAGAUGGCACCUUCACCUACAGCCCGUAUUGGAUCGACAGUCUGGCGCAUCUGUCUGGUUUCGUGUUGAACGGUGCCGAUACUACGCCUGCCGACAGUGUGUACAUUUCGCACGGGUGGAAGAGCAUGAAGAUCGUUGGGGAGCUCUCUGAGAAAAAAAGCUACCAGAGUUAUGUACGCAUGCAGCAGACUAGGACAAAGGGUGUUUUGUCCGGUGAUGUAUUCUUUUUGGAUGACGGUGAAGUGGUCGCUGUCUGCCAAGAGCUCAAGUUCCAACGUAUCAAGCGCGCGAUUCUCGACCACUUGCUGCCUCCCGCUCUGGCGACUCCCCCCGCCGGGGUCGAGGCGAAGUUCGCUCAAACUGUUAAGCAGCAAUCAACAAUCGUUAUCAAGACGAAUACAGUUACCGCCGUGCCACAUCACAGCAAUGUGCUCCAUAUCAUUGCCUCCGAGGUUGGUAUCGAUGUGUCUGAGCUUGCAGACGAUGUUAUGUUUGCGGACUUGGGUAUCGACAGUCUUCUCACAAUCAGCAUCACUGCUCGACUGAGCAGCGAGCUCAACCAGGAGAUCCCAAGCUCGCUCUUCGUGAAUUUCCCGUCAGUUCGAGAGCUUUGUGGGUAUUUCUCCGCCUCAGCCAAGACUGCGCCCGCGCCUUCGAGUGACAGCAGCGACAGCAGUAACGAACCCUCCAGCAGUGACGAAGACUCCAGCCUGGACACUCCGAUUACUGAGGCAGCAUCUCCCGCUAACGAGGGCGUGAGCUCCACCGAUUAUAUUAGAAAGAUCAUCGCCAAUGAACUGGAGAUUGACGUGGCUGAGAUCGAUGAGCACAUCCCUCUGGCGGAACUCGGCGUAGACAGCCUGCUCUCAAUCUCGAUCAUCAGCACCAUCAAGACCCAAACCGGCAGGGUGUUGCCGUCCAGCUUCCUGAUCGACCACCCAACCCUGGCAGAGAUCGAAGUUGCUAUUGAUGGCCGUAGGACUGCACCCGUGGUGUCAUCCCCUCAGCUUGCAAAGGCCCUCGAGGAGAUUCAAGAUCGACCCAGCUCAGCAUCAUCCGAAUACAAGGCUGAAGCGGUUCUGCUUCAGGGAUCUCUUUCGGUCUCCCACGGUGCAUCGCUGUUUAUGCUACCUGAUGGCUCGGGCAGUGCCAGCAGCUAUGUUGGGCUGCCCUCGCUAAAUGCCCCCGGUCCAAUUUAUGGGUUGAACAGCCCAUUCCUAAAAUCGCCGUCUUCCUUCGACUGCUCGAUCCCAGAAGUCGCCGCCAUGUACGUCCACGAGAUCCAACGCGUCCAGCCACUCGGGCCCUAUCGCUUGGGUGGAUGGUCGAUCGGCGGAUCUUUUGCAUUCGAGGUCGCGUCGCAGUUGAUCCAAAAGCACGGCGAAACAAUCGAGUCGCUGAUCCUAAUCGACGCCCCGUGUCCGAGUGUGUACCCACCCCUCCCAAUUGAGACAGUCGACCUCCUCGAAACAAUUGGGGCGUUCAACGGCCUGAAGAACGACAAGCGCAACGGCUUGUCCCCAACGAAGCAGAGCUCAAUUCCUCAGAGAGUCCGUGAACACUUCAUUGGCUCAAUUAAGGCACUGAAAACCUACAAACCCAAGCCAAUCCCCAUCUCGAGCCAAGGACCCAAGUCCAUCACGGCCCUGUGGGCGCAAAAUGGAGUCUGGGAAACAGUGGGCGAAGCGAAGAUGUCUCAAUUCCAAGAUCUAGCCCGCAUUCGCCGCAACCAAGCCGAAGAUUGGAUCUUGGACCCACGAAAAAAUGCCGGGCCCAACGGCUGGGACAGUUUAGUUUCAGGAGUGCCCGUGACAUGUGCAGUGAUUCCUGGCGAUCAUUUCACGAUGAUGAGAAACCCCGGUGUGAAAGAGCUGGCCGCCAAAAUGACGGAGGCAUUGCGGUGA